Gekko japonicus is the source of this 1122-nucleotide messenger RNA. It is a transcript of the gene XKR9, whose product is annotated as X-linked Kx blood group related 9. The transcript is spliced from 3 exons. The record is from RefSeq and is a predicted model, not a curated record. Gene Ontology annotation, cellular component: plasma membrane. Bases 10 to 1122 code for a protein of 370 amino acids. NCBI's taxonomy places the organism in Eukaryota, Metazoa, Chordata, Lepidosauria, Squamata, Gekkonidae. Gene Ontology annotation, biological process: apoptotic process involved in development; phosphatidylserine exposure on apoptotic cell surface; engulfment of apoptotic cell.
AACAAGACAAUGAGAUUUACUAAGCAAAACUUUGCUAUGGUGGUUCUUGGAAUUGUGACAUAUAUUGCUGACAUUGGAGCAGAUAUUUGGGUAGCAAGAAACUAUUUCUGCAAGGAGCUGUAUCUCUGGUGUUCCUUAACAUUGACCAUAGUGCUUCUUUCAUCAUUUGUGAUCCAGUUUUUCAGUUACACUUGGUUUAAAGAAGACAAUGAUGUGGAGCCAGAUUGGAUCUGUCUAUUACAUUUCUUUCAUGGAGGAAUAUUUACAAGGUAUUGGUUUGCACUGAAGUAUGGCCACCAAGCUGCAUUUAAACAAAUUAGCUCAGAGAAUCAGUUGAUAGAUGACCUCUCCAGCAUUGUUCAUAAAAUAGCCAUUGAUGCAAUGGCUGAUAUAAGUAUGCUCCGGCUAUUUAAGACAUUCCUGGAAAGCACACCCCAGCUUAUUCUUCAGAUCUACAUCCUGAUGACAUCUAACAGUUCUGCUAUCAGCCAAUAUAUCUCCAUUGUUGUGUCUUUCAGCAGUGUUACCUGUUCAACCGUGGACUACCAAAUAGCAUUACGAAAAUCCUUACCUGAUAAAACUACAUUUAUGAGGAUAUCUUCCAAAAUAACAUAUCUUUUGUAUAAAUUGUUCAUUUUAACAUCAUGGAUAUUGAGUAUUGUGCUGAUCUUGGUAUUGAGCACCAAAAUUGCUGUCAUUCUAGUUGUGCUGUUUUGGUUUGGGGGUAUGUGUUGGACACUGAAGCAGCACACUGAAUUCUGCAAAUCGACUACAGCAGAAUUUGUAUAUCGAACCAUGGUGGGAAUCAUUCUUAUAUUUACCUUUUUCAAUAUAAAGGGAGAAAACACAAAAGUCCCCCUUUCUGUCUAUUAUGGCAUCCGAGCUCUUACAACUUCAGCUAUACUAUGUGCUUGUAUGUUCUGGAAGUCACAAUUUAAUGGGAAAAUAAAUCUGUUAUUUGUGAUCACGACAGUUGCUCUCACUUUAGUAUCAGGCAUUUGCUUUCUUCUUGUUUAUUAUAGGUUUUUUCAUCCUCGUAAUCAAUGCACACAAGAUGUAGUUGAUGGACCAGAGCCUGAAAGAGAAGAAAUGUGUAGAAUAAGCAAGUUCAUAAUGCAAUAA